GGUGAGGAAGAUGAAGAAAGUCCGUCAGCUGUGGAUAUUAGCGCAUCGGAGAAAAAACGACGCAAAAUCCGGAAGAAAUAUGGUAUUGACAAGAAGAACGAAGAGUUUUUCCAAAGAAAAACCGUAGACGUCGAGGCUGAAGAAUUUGAAAACGUGAACGCGAAGUUCCGACCAGCAGCAACGAAAAUGCGUAAGGCAAAACUGAGAUGGAAAACUGUAGAUAAAUCACCUCCACCGUCCUCGCGUGAAGUGGCGAAAACAGAAAAGUUUUCAGCGGAUGGCCCUAUUGCUGAUGACAUGAUCCCCGAAAGAGAAGACACAUCGUCCUUACUUCAGGAAGACAUCGACUCUACACAGCAAAGUUUAGAGGAAUCAAAACCACCAACGGUGAAAAAUAUAAUAGUAAACACAGUUCAUCUUGCAGAAUUUAGAGAGGAUGUCUAUAGUUGUUACUGA
Molecule: messenger RNA, 456 nt
Organism: Cooperia oncophora
Lineage: Eukaryota; Metazoa; Nematoda; Chromadorea; Rhabditida; Trichostrongylidae
Source: the annotation of a GenBank genome assembly